Agrilus planipennis (emerald ash borer) is the source of this 3911-nucleotide messenger RNA. Its product is annotated as tripeptidyl-peptidase 2-like. The transcript has a single exon. The record is from RefSeq and is a predicted model, not a curated record. Lineage: Eukaryota; Metazoa; Arthropoda; Insecta; Coleoptera; Buprestidae. Gene Ontology annotation, molecular function: tripeptidyl-peptidase activity; serine-type endopeptidase activity. Gene Ontology annotation, biological process: proteolysis. Bases 27 to 3827 code for a protein of 1266 amino acids. Gene Ontology annotation, cellular component: cytosol.
UUAUUUGUACUGAAGACAAUGUAAACAUGCCCUUAAAUAGUGUACUUGAUUUCCCCACUUGGUGUCUAAUCCCUAAAAGAGAAACUAAAAUAGAUUCAUUCUUACUUCAACAUCCUCAAUACGAUGGCAGUGGCGUGAUAAUUGUAGUGGUAGAUUCUGGCGUUGAUCCAGGAGCCGCAGGACUCCAGAAAACCCCCAAAGGUGACCCAAAAAUUUUAAGAAGAUUGGACUGCACCGGCUGUGGAGAUAUUCUUUUAUCAAAGCCUUUGGAACCAAUAAAUGGUUACAUAAAUGGCGCAACUGGAAGAAAAUUGAAAAUUCCAGAGAAAUGGAUAAAUCCUACUGGAUACUAUAGGGUUGGAAGUAAAAAUGUGUACGAUCUCUAUUCUAAAGAAACAAGACAAAAAGUUCAGCAGAAAUAUAAAGAAGAUUGGUUAAGACAGCACACAUCUCAUUUUAAUGAAGCAAAUAGAAACCUGGUUGACUUUGAAGAAAAAAAUACAAAUAUUAUAGAGUUAAAUAAUGAAGCAAAAUUCACCAAGGAAGACAUAGAAGCAAAGGUAGAAGUUUUAACAAAUAUUGAGAAGAAGUUUUCUGAUAUUGGUCCAACAUAUGACUGUGUAGUUUUCCAUGAUGGUUCAAAGUGGAAUGCAUGUGUGGAUAUAACUGAACAGGGAAAUUUAGAGCUAUGUAAAGUUUUAGGAGAAUAUGAUGUAACUCAUGAAUUUAUAUUUUUAACUGAGCUUGAUCACUUCAAUUAUUCUAUUAAUGUGCAUAAUGAUGGAAAGGUUUUGGAAUUUGUUGGAAUUUCAUCACCACAUGGAACCAAUGUAGCAUCUACAGCAGCAGGAUACUUUGAAGAAGGUUCAGACAAAAAUGGAAUUGCUCCUGGAGCACAAAUAGUUUCUUUAACUGUAUGUGACAAUCGUUUGAACUCUGCAGUGACUGGAUCAGCCCUUGUCCAAGCAAUAAUUGCAAUUGUCGAAUUAUCUAAAAAUAAACCAGUAAUUAUUCACGGGAGUUCUGGAUUACAAUAUGCCCAAAUGUCUUUGAGCACACAUAUUGGAGAGCUUAUAAAUGAAAUAAUCGACAAAUAUCGUUGCAUUUGGAUAGCUGACGUUGGUCACUAUGGCCCUGCUCUUAGCACAGUGACAUCACCUCCCAGUAUUGGUCAAGAUACUAUAAUUGGAGUUGGCUCUUUUGUAUCUCCAGAAAUGAUGUCUGCAGUCCAUUCCCUUCGACAAAAAUUAUCGGGAACGAUUUAUACAUGGUCAUCAAGAGGUCCAUCGAUUGACGGUAGUUUUGGAGUAAACAUCUGUGCCCCAGGAGAUGCAAUAUUCUCACAUCCUUCAACUUCCCAUUGCAAUUCUAAAUUAAAAGAAUGCGUCUCUGUAGCAUCAGCUUAUGUAACUGGUGCUAUAGCAUUGCUUUUGUCAGGACUUCUUAGAGAACAAAAGUACUUUACUCCUUAUAUUAUAAAAAGAGCUUUGGAAAAUGGAACUACAGCGCUGGAAGAUACUGAAACUUUUGCGCAGGGACAUGGUCUAUUAAACAUUGAAAACUCUUUUGAAAUUCUUACCAACUCAGACUCAUCACCUGAGCUUAGCGUUCGAUUUGAUAUUAGUUGUGGACCGAAUAAUAUUAAAGGAAUUUACAUGUUUUGUACAGAUGCCCAGCCAUGUCAAGAAUGGUUAAUAAAUAUUGAACCGAAAUUUACCGAGGACACAGCUCCUGUCGAGAAAAUCGAUUUCAAUUUGAAAUUAGUUUUAGAAUGUGCAGCACCUUUCAUUGAGUAUCCAAGAUACUUGAGUAUUGCAAAUAUGGCGAGAGCAAUUUUUGUAAAAGUUGACGCAAAAAAUUUAAAGUCUGGUGCUCAUACAACUAAUAUACAAGCCUACAACGCAUUGAAUAAUUCUAGGGGACCAGUUUUUAGAAUUCCAGUAACUGUUAUAAAGGCUAAAGAAAUUGAUACAAACAAUUACACUUAUACGAGUAAAAGAAAAAUAUUCGCACCAAACACAAUCAAGCGUUACUUCUUCAAAGUGCCUGAGAACGCUACUUGGGCCGUUUUCAAUAUGAACUGCUUUGAAUGUACCGAUGUAGGUCACUUCACAUUACAUUGCAUGCAAAUUUUACCAAUAAAGCAUUACAAAACAAUAGAAACAAAAUUUGAUCUGACUGUUUCAAGCAAUACAGAUAAUUUAAAGAGUUUUAAAGUAGAAGGUGGAAUUAUUUUGGAAGUAACAUUGGCUAAAAAUUGGAAUAGUAUUGGCGAUAUGAGUGUACAAUACUCGAUUUCUUUCUAUGGCAUUAAACCCAGCAAAUCGUCUAUAACGAUGCUUGCAGUGGAAGGAAUACAGAGAGUUGAUGUUACAACACUUAGAGGAGAAGAAAUUCUUCCUGCUAUCACAUUAAACAAUUCAAUUCGAAUUCUCGAAUCUACUGAAUCAAAAAUUAAACCCUUGAGUGUCAGGGACAUUAUACCACCAGGAAGACAAAUUUAUGAACUGGUUCACAGUUACAAUUUUAGUUUGGUAAAACCAGCUGAAGUUACAUUAGAAAAUCCAUAUCUAAGAGAUAUUUUAUAUCAGACCGAAUAUGAAUCUCAUAUGUGGAUGAUAUUCAAUAGUAACAAACAACUUUUGGGCUGUGGAGACGCAAACUCUACUGACUGUUUCAUUAAAUUAGGCAAAGGAAUUUAUACAGUUAAAUCACAAAUACGACACGAUAAAAAGGAAAAUUUGGAUAAAUUGGUUACUUUACCGAUGUUAUUAAAAAUGAAACUGAUUAAUCCGAUCACUAUGGAUGUUCACCCCACAUACAUUUGUGCGUUGUUAGGUGAGAAAAAGACUGAUAGAUUUCAGCGAUCCAAUUCUCCAUUUGCAGUGCCGUUAUUCAUAAGUCCCCUUAUAUCUGAAAAAUAUAACGUUAAAACUAACAAUACCGCCAAUUAUUUGUCUGGAACUGUUACAUUCGCCAAAGAUGAUCUGGGCAAAGUCGACACUUAUUCGAUAAGGUACAUGCUACACCGAAACGACAACAACAAAAAAAAUACAGAAAGUAAAGCAAACAAUAAAACGAAAUUGGACGAAUAUAAGGAAGCACUUAAAGAUUUAAAAAAUAAUUGGAUGAAAAAAAUGAACGAAGCCGAUGAAAUAAAGACGUUGUAUGAAGAAAUAGAACAAGGAUUUCCAAACGACCUACAGGUUCACAUAAAUAUGCUGAGAUUUUUACAACCUAUUGAUCCUAAGGUACAACUGCCUACUUUCAAGGAAGAUGAAAUUAACAAAUAUAAAAUAGAUGACCUACAGACUAAGGUUUUGCCUCUAUGCGAAAAAAUUUUACGAAAUCUAGACCAAGAUGAAAUUUUAUGCCACUAUGCUAGCAAAUUAGACAUAAAAGACAAUGUAAAACUACAAGAAUUAAUGAAAUUGAAGAAGAAUGCCCUUAUUGAGUCGUUAUGUCAUAAAGGCAUUGCUUUAAGCCGUUUAUAUCAAUAUUCACAAAAUAACGUAGAUGCACUGUUAGACUGUAAGCCCACAAAAGAUGAUAUUUCAGAAACUUGGGAGACAUUGUGUAAAUUUGUAGACCCAAAAGAGAAAAACGUUGAUGCAUCCGUUUUAUUAUUUGCUGCAUGGCAUGCAGCAAUAAAUAAACAUUACGGUCGUUUGCUAAAGUUCCUUUUAAAUUAUCAAGAAGAGAAAUGCAGUCGCGAAAUUGACGAAAAGUGUAUAGAAGUCUGUAAACUAUUAGAGUGGCAUCAUAUAUCAAAUCACAUACAAAGAAUAAUGCCUUCAAAAUAUCCUAAAGAGUAUAAACCUUUCUAAUGCAAGUGCACCUGUGUCUUUAUUCUAAUAUUAUAAUAAAUCGUUGGCUUAUAAAGGUGUUGAUUUUAAAAUUUAUUGUCUAUU